Triticum aestivum (bread wheat) is the source of this 1262-nucleotide messenger RNA. RefSeq lists its product as uncharacterized. NCBI's taxonomy places the organism in Eukaryota, Viridiplantae, Streptophyta, Magnoliopsida, Poales, Poaceae. The transcript has a single exon. The coding region runs from base 140 to 961 and encodes 273 amino acids. The record is from RefSeq and is a predicted model, not a curated record. Gene Ontology annotation, biological process: negative regulation of DNA-templated transcription.
AUAAAAAGUGCACGCUCGGCAGCUCACUCCACAUUCCCUCCCAGCCUCCCCACUGUGCAGCAAGUGCAACGCAAAGCCAGAGUGGAGAGCUAGCUAGUGAGAGACUUCAAGAAGUAUAGCACCCUCUCGUGGCACGACGAUGCCGCCGCCGGGCUCCUGGUUCUACAUGCUGCGGCGCAAGCGAGGAGGCGACGACGGCGAGAUCAAAAGAGGCGAUCGUGCCCCGGCGGUGGUGACCACGCCGGCGUCGUCGCGGGGGGUGCCGGUGCCGCCUCCGUGCACCCCGAACAGGGCGUCCUGCUACGUCCCCAGCGGCCAGCGUGGAGCUGUCAAGGGGAUUCCGAUUCCGCCCAAGCGCCGGGACACGCAAUUCCCGCGCAGCCCGCAGCCGAGCGACAUCGUCUUCGACGUGGUCACCGUGUCGCGGGCCGCGGCCGACCGGUUCGACGGGCUCAGGGCGAUGCCGGAGCUCAAGCUGCGGCCGAUUCUCACCAAACCGGCCGGCAAGAAGGUGGAGGGGGAGGAGGGGGCCUCGGGGAGCAGCAGCGCGUCGCCGACGGCCAGGGCGCGGCGGCGGCGGCGGCCGCGGCUCUACGUGAAGCCGAGCGGCGGGCGGAUGGGGAGGAGGCCGGCGGACGCGCAGCCCCCGACGAAGACGACCACCGGGCCGCAGAAGCGACGCGCCAGGCGGCGGCGCUGGCUGCAGGAGAGCCUGGUGGUGGUGAAGGAGUCGGCGGACCCCGAGGAGGACUUCCUGGCGAGCAUGGCGGAGAUGAUCGCGGCCAACGACGAGGUCCGCGCGUCGCCCCGGGGCCUCGAGGAGCUGCUCGCGUGCUACCUCGCCCUCAACGCCGCCGAGCACCACCGCGCCAUCGUCGCCGCCUUCCGGCGCGCCUGGCUCGACGCCACCGCCACCGGCAUCAAGCACAGGCCGCCGCCGUCACAGGGCCUCGCUGGCUAAGCUAGUUACACACCACGUGUGCUCGUGUACAGUACGAAAAUGGCGGUGGUUUGUCAAAGUUUCUUCGCGCGAAUCCCCAUGGCCGCCGCCUGCUCGCUCGCUCGAUCGGCUGCUGCUACUGCUGCGAUUCUGCAAAGCUGGAGGAUCGACGAGCGCACGCGCGUCACGGGGUACUCUGCUCUGGUUCCAGUCGUUCUCAAGGGAAUCGAUCGAUCAUGUGUGGUCUUUACAGAUAGGAGUAGGCCUACCUGCGUCAGAAUUUGUUCUUGCUGGGCGAACACCAUCUCGGAUUUUUCUUCUU